This is a messenger RNA of Lutra lutra (Eurasian river otter), 1864 nucleotides long. It is a transcript of the gene SAMM50, whose product is annotated as SAMM50 sorting and assembly machinery component. Gene Ontology annotation, cellular component: outer membrane; SAM complex. The record is from RefSeq and is a predicted model, not a curated record. Gene Ontology annotation, biological process: mitochondrial respiratory chain complex assembly; protein insertion into mitochondrial outer membrane. NCBI's taxonomy places the organism in Eukaryota, Metazoa, Chordata, Mammalia, Carnivora, Mustelidae.
GAGCUAAGGGGCGGGGCAUCAUGGCUGCCCCCAGUGCGCCGCGUCCGGGGUCUGGUGGAUGUUACACUGAUUGACAGCUCCGUCACCGCGGGCCCGCCCUCUGCCCUCACCAGCGGAGAGGUGGUCACCCCGGGAACCUCUACGAGGCGGCGGCAGGAGAGGGAGCCAUGGGGACAGUGCACGCCCGGAGUUUGGAGCCUCUUCCACCUAAUGGACCUGAUUUCGGCGCAUUAGGAGAGGAAGCUGAGUUUGUUGAAGUCGAACCUGAAGCCAAACAGGAGAUUCUUGAAAACAAAGAUGUGGUUGUGCAACACGUUCAUUUUGAUGGACUUGGAAGAACGAAAGAUGAUAUCAUCAUAUGUGAAAUUGGAGACGUUUUUAAGGCGAAAAACCUGAUUGAGGUGAUGCGGAAAUCUCACGAAGCCCGUGAAAAGCUGCUUCGCCUGGGAAUAUUCAGACAAGUGGAUGUUUUGAUUGAUACGUGUCAAGGUGAUGGUGCCCUUCCAAACGGCUUAGACGUCACCUUCGAAGUAACCGAACUGAGGAGACUGACGGGCAGCUAUAACACCAUGGUUGGGAACAACGAAGGCAGCAUGGUGCUUGGCCUCAAACUCCCUAAUCUUCUAGGCCGUGCAGAAAAGGUGACUUUUCAGUUUUCGUAUGGAACCAAAGAGACUUCGUAUGGCCUGUCCUUCUUCAAACCACGGCCCGGAAACUUCGAGAGAAAUUUCUCUGUAAACUUAUAUAAAGUUACUGGCCAGUUCCCCUGGAGCUCGCUUCGGGAGACAGACAGAGGAGUGUCCGCCGAGGUACAGCGUGAGUGGCCUUUCGUCCUUCCCAUUGUGCCCUUGAGUGUGAACAAGGCAGCUCCUUCGCUGAUUGCCCGAGUCAGCAAGCGGGGGCGGGCCCAGGCGGGCAGGCCUGUCUGCGAUCUGGAGCCUGGAGCGCGGGCCUUAUGGCCGGGGUCACCCUCUACCCUUCGCCUCGCUUUUCCCAUAUGGAAGACCAGCCACACCGUCAAGUGGGAGGGCGUGUGGCGGGAGCUGGGCUGCCUCUCCAGGACGGCGUCCUUCGCUGUCCGGAAGGAAAGCGGGCACUCGCUGAAGUCAUCUCUUUCGCACGCAAUGGUCAUCGACUCGAGGAACUCCUCCAUCUUGCCCAGGAGAGGGGCUCUGCUGAAAGUUAACCAGGAGCUGGCUGGCUACACCGGAGGGGACGUGAGUUUCAUAAAGGAAGAUUUCGAGCUUCAGUUGAAUAAACAACUUAUAUUCGAUUCGGUUUUCUCAGCGUCUCUCUGGGGCGGGAUGUUGGUGCCCAUCGGCGAGAAAACGUCCAGUAUUGCAGACAGGUUUUACCUCGGAGGACCGACCAGUGUGCGCGGGUUUAGCAUGCACAGCGUGGGGCCACAGAGCGAAGGCGACUACCUGGGCGGAGAGGCGUACUGGGCCGGCGGCCUGCACGUGUACACGCCCCUGCCCUUCCGGCCCGGCCAGGGCGGCUUCGGGGAGCUGUUCAGAACGCACUUCUUCCUCAAUGCCGGCAACCUGUGCAACCUCAACUACGGGGAGGGCCCGAAGGCUCACAUCCGGAAGCUGGCCGAGUGCAUCCGCUGGUCUUACGGUGCCGGGAUCGUCCUCAGGCUCGGCAAUAUUGCCCGGCUGGAGCUGAAUUACUGUGUCCCCAUGGGAGUGCAGAAGGGGGACAGGAUAUGUGACGGUGUCCAGUUUGGAGCCGGGAUUAGGUUCCUGUAGCUGCCGCGCACGCUCGGGACCACGCACCUUCUCGCCCAGGAACCGUGUCCGCGCCGUUCUUUGCAGCCCUCGUGGGAAACCACACCAAUAAAUUUUAAAGACAAACACUCAGA